This is a messenger RNA of Histoplasma mississippiense, 507 nucleotides long. RefSeq lists its product as hypothetical. The coding region runs from base 1 to 507 and encodes 168 amino acids. The record is from RefSeq and is a predicted model, not a curated record. Gene Ontology annotation, cellular component: endomembrane system; membrane. Lineage: Eukaryota; Fungi; Ascomycota; Eurotiomycetes; Onygenales; Ajellomycetaceae. The transcript has 4 exons.
AUGGCAACAGAUCCCACUCCGCCCGCUGCUGAGGUAGCCUCCAUCGCCACCCCGAUAAAUCUUGUCCUCGCAUCCCUCUUUGUCGUCCUCCUCUAUUUCCACUUUCGACCUCGAGAGCGCGUCGUCCUUCCGAAAGGACCGCCGCCUAUCGUCUUCCGCACCUUCACCCCAACAACUCUUCUCCCAUUCAACGGCAAAGAUGGUUCCCCAGUCUACCUAGCUGUCCGCGGACGAGUCUUUGACGUCUCUUCCGGACGCAAUUUCUACGGCCCGGGUGGCCCCUAUGAAAAUUUUGCGGGCAGAGAUGCGACUCGCGGGUUAGCCUGCCAGAGCUUUGACGAGGAAAUGCUCACAAAGGAUCUCAAAGGUCCUCUGGAUGAUCUGAGUGGGUUGGAUGCCGAUCAAAUGGAUAAUUUACGCGGCUGGGAGGAGCGCUUUCUGGAGAAGUACCUCGUUGUUGGCAAGUUGGUUGCGGAGGGCGAUCCCGAGGCGCCCAAGUCCGAUUGA